CCAUGCUUUGCAUGCCAUCCAGAUCCUCAGACAGAUAUGAGUGGUGGAGAAAUAACUGCUAAUAACAGUUUCUUGCGAACUCCAUCAAACUGCUCUGCUACUGUACUUCCAUGGCGAGCUUCAGCUUCACCACCAGAAUCAGAACCCCUACGCUUCAAUCUCACAAACCCAUCUCCAAGUUCAUCUCUCGCACUAAACCCAUCAAAAUCCCAUCUAAUCUCUCCACCAAUCCUUCAAAAAACCGACCAAAGCUGCUCUGUCUUCGUGCAAAUUCUGUGUCAUCAGAAAGCUCAGUUUCAACAACACAAGAUCAAGUAGACGAAGCAAUUGAUGAAGAAGACGAUGACCCAACUGCUGAAAUGAGCUAUCUUGACCCGGAAACCGACCCGGAGAGCAUUUCGGAGUGGGAGCUCGAUUUCUGCUCCAGACCCAUUUUGGAUAUCAGGGGAAAGAAGGUUUGGGAACUUGUAGUUUGUGAUGAAUCUCUUUCUCUGCAGCACACCAAGUACUUCCCCAACAAUGUCAUCAACAGCAUUACUUUGAAGGAUGCUAUUGUGACCGUUAGUGAAGAAUUAGGGGUCCCUCUCCCAGAUAAAAUCCGCUACUUCCGGUCACAGAUGCAGACAAUUAUAACAAAAGCGUGCAACGAGCUUGGUAUAAAACCCAUUCCCAGUAAACGGUGUCUCUCGUUACUUUUAUGGUUGGAAGAACGCUACGAGACUGUAUACACACGCCAUCCUGGUUUCCAGAAAGGAUCUAAGCCACUCCUUGCAGUAGAUAACCCAUUCCCAAUGGAACUUCCAGAAAAUCUUGUUGGGGAGAAAUGGGCCUUUGUCCAAUUGCCCUUUUCAGCUGUUCAAGAGGAAAUCUCAUCCUUGGACUCAAACCUCGUGUUUGGUGCGAGUCUAGAUUUGGAUUUGUUGGGGAUUGAAAUUGAUGACAAGACAUUGAUUCCAGGAUUGGCUGUUGCAUCUUCACGCGCUAAACCUCUAGCAGCUUGGAUGAAUGGGUUGGAAGUUUGUUCAAUUGAAGCCGAUUUGUCACGGGCUCGCUUGAUUCUUUCUGUUGGAAUUUCUGGGCGAUAUAUUUAUGCUACCUACAACAAAACUCCUGAAACAACAAGUGAAGCUGAAGCUUGGGAAGCAGCAAAGAAGGAAUGUGGAGGUUUGCACUUCCUUGCAAUCCAGGGGGACUUGGAUUCGGAUGAUUGUGUUGGAUUUUGGCUUCUACUAGACUUGCCACCUCCACCUGUAUAGAGUAUCACAUAUGCAUCAUUCUAUUUCUAAGAAAAGCUGAAAACGGGAAAUCAAGCUCAUUAUCCGGGGUCUGUAUGUGGUGGUGGGUCUGAGGUUCGGGGUUCGACGUUUCGUGCAAACUUGGGUUCGGGUUUCCAAUCUGAUUCCCAGCAUCUGAACCACGGCUUCUUAAAUUUAAUUCAAUGUAUGAUGUUGAACCCUCAAAAGUUAUGAAAAAAAGCUCAAAACAAAACAUGGAUCUGGUAAGGGUGUGGAGCUGCAGCUUUUAGGCGAUGGGGUUGGUGUUGUUGCGGGAGGGAUGAAGGUGCUGGGGGAUGGUGGUCAGCGGAGAGUAGGGCCUGAGGGAGAGAGAGUUUUUUUUCUAAUUAAACAUAUUAAUUGAUUUUGUUGUUGUUGAGAGAGGUAGAGAGAGUUUUGUUUUUAAAAUGAAUGAAUUUUUUAAUAGGUUGUUGACCGAAUUGCUCAUCUACAAGACUACAACUAACAGAAGUUAAUUCUUUUUUUAUUUAUAGAAAUUGAGGAUUGUUAUUUUUAUUU
Prunus persica (peach) is the source of this 1793-nucleotide messenger RNA. Its product is annotated as protein TAB2 homolog, chloroplastic. Bases 111 to 1256 code for a protein of 381 amino acids. Gene Ontology annotation, molecular function: RNA binding. NCBI's taxonomy places the organism in Eukaryota, Viridiplantae, Streptophyta, Magnoliopsida, Rosales, Rosaceae. The transcript has 6 exons. The record is from RefSeq and is a predicted model, not a curated record.